Molecule: messenger RNA, 1212 nt
Organism: Penicillium pulvis
Lineage: Eukaryota; Fungi; Ascomycota; Eurotiomycetes; Eurotiales; Aspergillaceae
Product: mRNA guanylyltransferase
Exons: 1
Coding region: 1-1212 (403 amino acids)
Biological process (GO): 7-methylguanosine mRNA capping
Cellular component (GO): mRNA capping enzyme complex
Molecular function (GO): mRNA guanylyltransferase activity; ATP binding
Source: RefSeq, a predicted model, not a curated record
AUGAGUCACUCCGUUCCCGACCUCGAUGUGAUAGGCAUCAAAGCCGAACACGACCUAGCAGACCAAUUCCGUCGCGAAGUCGCCCAACUUCUGGGACGCACGAACCUCAAUUUCCCCGGCGCACAACCUGUCAGCUUUUCUGCGAAACAUCUGGUGGAGCUUCAAAAAGAGGAUUACUAUGUUUGCGAGAAGACAGACGGGAUCCGGUGCCUGAUGUAUUUUGCGCGCGGUGAUCCCGACUCAGAGUCUCCGGAGAUUCACUACCUGAUCGAUCGCAAGAACGACUAUCGUUUCGUUCCAGGCCUACAUUUCCCACUGCCGAACGAUGAUACCUUUCAAUCUUACCACGUCGAUACACUGGUAGACGGAGAGCUGGUCAACGAUGUAUACGAGGACGGGACCCAGCAGCUCAAGUACUUGGUUUUCGAUUGCCUUGUGCUAGACGGACAGAGCCUAAUGCACCGUACACUCGACAAACGACUCGCAUAUUUCAAAGAAAAAGUACUGAAACCAUAUAAUGCGAUGUACCGCAAAUUCCCUGAGGAAAAACAGCACCGCGCUUUUGCCGUCGAAGAUAAGUCCACACAGGUCAGCUACGGCAUUGAGAUGAUGUUCCGUGAGAUCAUCCCGGCAGUCAAACAAAUCCACGGAAAUGACGGCCUGAUUUUCACUUGUCGAAGCACACCCUACCGCAUCGGCACAGAUGAGCACAUCCUCAAAUGGAAGCCUCCCGCCGAGAACACUAUUGAUUUUCGCACACGUCUCGAGUUUCCCAUCCUCGAACCAGACACAGACGACGAAGCAGAAGGCAUCUCAGAACCUUAUCCUGAUUACGAUGCUAUCCCAACCUUCCACCUCUUCGCCAUGCUAAACGCGGGCGAGUACCGCCAUUUCGCCGAGAUGUACGUCACACCCUCAGAAUGGGAGGAUCUGAAAGCCAUGCGUGUUCCAUUAGAUGAUGCCAUCGUUGAAUGCUACAAAGAUGAGCAAGGCCGUUGGCGCUUCCACCGUUUGCGCGACGAUAAGAAUGACGCCAAUCACAUUUCGACCGUUGAAAAGGUCUUAGAAAGUAUUGAAGACCGCGUCACGGAAGAAGAUCUUAUUCGUCUUGCACCUGUUAUCAAGACUGCUUGGAAAAAGCGACAGGCGGGUAUGGGUUCAGGUGCGAUGCCGCCAAUGAACGGUGGUACUAAGCGAAAAUUCGAGGAGUGA